This is a messenger RNA of Folsomia candida, 1287 nucleotides long. Its product is annotated as kynurenine formamidase. The record is from RefSeq and is a predicted model, not a curated record. Lineage: Eukaryota; Metazoa; Arthropoda; Collembola; Entomobryomorpha; Isotomidae. The transcript is spliced from 5 exons. The coding region runs from base 146 to 994 and encodes 282 amino acids. Gene Ontology annotation, molecular function: arylformamidase activity.
AUACCGAAACUAAUCCAGUUUCCAGUAGUCACAUAGCCCAAUUGGAAUAAUCAACUGGCUUCUCAUCCCAUUCUCUCAUUAGAGAAAUCUUCUUAAUAAGUUCCGUUUUGUGAUAACUUUGUGCAGAGUUAUUUAGGAUCCAAAUAUGUUGAACUUGAAUAUUUUGUUGCUUCUACUGUGCAUCGUCAUUUUAAGUGACGCCAAAUGCCGACAAAAUCAUGAGGAAGACGGUAGAAACACUCGCCGACGACCAUUAUACACCGAUCUGAGUUACACUCUCAGCACAGAUACAAUUUUUUUCCCAGGUGCAAGAGAAUUUUCUCUUAACAAAGACUACGAUGGUGUAAAUAAGAGUGGAAUAUGGUACUCUGCAUUCUCAUUUUGCAUGGGGGAACACGGAGGGACGCACGUUGAUGCGCCAUUCCAUUUUUUUAAGCAAGGGUGGACCCUCGAGCAAAUCCCCUCCUCUCAUCUUAUCGACGUUCCUACUGCGGUUAUUGACGUAGAGUCCGUCGUAGCUAGUUCAGAUGCUCCGAAUGAGUUUGCACUCGACGUGAGCCACCUCAUCCAGCAUGAAAAAGAGAAGGGAGAAAUCCCCCCUGGAAGUGUUGUGUUGGUACACACUGGCUGGUCGAAAUAUUGGCCAGACAAGAUCCGAUAUUUGGGUUGGAACAAUGAGACACAGACAACAGAUAAACCUCAUACCAAUUUUCCAGGGAUACAUCCAAAUGCGGCGAAAUGGUUGGCAGACGAGAGGCAAAUUGUUGGAGUCGGAAUUGAUACCCCAUCCGUUGAUCUAGGAAAUUCGAAGACAUUCCCCGUUCACAUCUUUCUCGCUGAAAGGCAAAUUUACAACAUUGAAAACGUGGCUAAUCUCCACAAUUUGAUUCAGUCCAGCAAAAAUUCAUCAUGUGAAUUGCAUCUGUUUGUCCUUCCUAUCAAAAUUGUUGGAGCUACUGGGGCACCAGCCAGGGUCCUAGCCUUUUGCAAAUAAAUUCACAAGUACAAAAAUCCAGAGCUACGAGGAAUGCUUAGUUUUUAAACAAUCCUUAUGUAUCUACAUAUAUAUAAUGCGAAGGAUUUGAGAGAUAUACAUAUAUGUUGUGUGACGUCAAAAGGUUAUUUUCAAUUCAAGUAUGAAAUGUAAUAAACACAAACAUACUCGAAAGUCUACCUGUUUCGUGAGAGUUAUGUAUUAUUUAUAUUUGUAGGCGAAAAAGGAAAAAGAACUGUAAACUAUUUUAAUCCACAAUUUUAAUAAAGCCAGAAAAUCUCGACUUUCAAGAA